CUAAAUUAAGUAAAAAAGGUAGUAAAAACCAAACUAUUUCAGUUUUAUUUUAAGAUUUAAGGAACAAAAACAAGUUGAAUUAUAUAGAUUGCCAGCAACGGCCUCCCUUGAAUCUUUCUGCACCAUUGAAAAACAUAAGGGCAAAACAAACCAAACCCUAUUUAAAGCCCCGCCAUAAGGCAAAUGAUUCUCAUCACAAUAAGCUUCAUUUCCUUUUUUGUUUGUUUUCUUCUUCAAACCUUUCUCUAAGGUUAAUAUAAAGAGAAAGAGAGAAAGGUACCCUCCUUUUUGGAAUUAACUUUAGAGAUUGAUCAAACCAACAUGGGUGCUUGUGCUAGCGUGCCAAAGGAAAUGAGUGGUGAGGCCUCGGCUGCGCCACCUCCUGAACCGGCCAAGGAGGAAUCUGUUCAGGCUAUGCAGCACACCACUGAUGAGGAAGUGAUCAAGGUUGAAAGAGAGGAAAACAAGGCUGAUGAAGUUGAUGAAACUGAACAACAAUCUCUUGGUUCUUUGCUUGUUGAACCUGAAAAAACUGAGGGAAAGAAGGAACCGAAUGAGACCCAGCAGCCCCAAGUAGAAGCUGCAGUAGAGCCAAAGAAAGAAGAACCAAAAAGUGAGGCACCACCUGUGCCAAAGGUGACCGAGGAACAGAAGGAAAAGAAGACAGAAGCAAAGGAAACUCAGUAACAACAUGUAAUAUAGUGAGCAUUCAUAACAUCAAGGACGAAAAAGCUUUAUGUUGUUAAUUUAUUCUAUUGGGAAAUGAAGUUUAAU
This is a messenger RNA of Durio zibethinus, 774 nucleotides long. RefSeq lists its product as uncharacterized. Lineage: Eukaryota; Viridiplantae; Streptophyta; Magnoliopsida; Malvales; Malvaceae. The record is from RefSeq and is a predicted model, not a curated record.